UAUUAUAUUCAGUUGAUAACAGACAAUUGUGAACAGCGUACUUUACAAAUAAAAAUAAAUAAAAAGGAUAUUACCCCAACAGUAAAUUCUUAAAAAAGUGAAUAAUUUUUGUGAUAUAAGUAGACUUUGGAAAAUAUUUAAAAAAAAAUAAAUAAGUGACGUCAUAUAAUAAUAGUUUAUCUAUCUGUGUUAAAAAACAGUUAAAAGACGCUCGAAAAUGCAAAUCUUCGUGAAGACAUUAACUGGCAAGACCAUCACCUUAGAGGUCGAACCAUCUGAUACUAUUGAAAAUGUCAAGGCUAAAAUUCAAGAUAAGGAGGGCAUUCCCCCAGAUCAACAACGUCUAAUUUUUGCCGGUAAACAACUUGAAGACGGACGCACUUUGUCCGAUUACAACAUUCAAAAAGAAUCUACUCUUCAUUUGGUUCUACGUCUUCGUGGUGGUAUGCAAAUCUUUGUCAAGACAUUGACUGGCAAAACCAUCACCUUGGAGGUUGAGCCUUCCGAUACUAUUGAAAAUGUUAAAGCUAAAAUUCAAGACAAGGAAGGAAUCCCUCCAGAUCAACAACGUUUGAUUUUCGCCGGUAAACAAUUGGAAGACGGGCGCACAUUGUCUGAUUACAAUAUACAAAAAGAAUCUACAUUGCAUUUGGUAUUACGUUUGCGUGGUGGCAUGCAAAUAUUCGUUAAAACAUUAACGGGAAAAACAAUUACAUUAGAGGUCGAACCAUCGGAUACCAUAGAAAAUGUUAAAGCUAAAAUCCAAGACAAAGAAGGUAUUCCUCCAGAUCAACAGCGUUUAAUUUUCGCUGGUAAACAAUUGGAAGAUGGACGUACAUUGUCCGAUUACAACAUCCAAAAAGAGUCGACCCUUCACUUGGUCUUACGUCUCCGCGGUGGUAUGCAGAUUUUCGUUAAGACCUUGACAGGAAAAACAAUUACCUUAGAAGUUGAACCAUCCGACACUAUUGAAAAUGUAAAGGCCAAAAUUCAAGAUAAAGAAGGUAUUCCCCCAGAUCAGCAACGUUUAAUCUUCGCUGGUAAACAAUUGGAAGAUGGACGUACAUUGUCCGAUUACAACAUCCAAAAGGAGUCCACCCUUCAUUUAGUCUUACGUCUCCGCGGUGGUAUGCAGAUUUUCGUGAAAACGUUGACUGGAAAAACCAUCACUUUGGAGGUAGAACCAUCAGAUACCAUUGAAAAUGUCAAGGCUAAGAUCCAAGAUAAGGAAGGUAUCCCUCCAGACCAACAACGUUUGAUCUUCGCCGGUAAGCAGUUGGAGGAUGGUCGCACCCUCUCUGAUUACAACAUUCAAAAGGAAUCCACCCUUCAUUUGGUAUUGCGUCUCCGCGGUGGUAUGCAAAUCUUUGUCAAGACCUUGACUGGGAAAACCAUCACCUUGGAGGUUGAACCCUCUGACACUAUUGAAAACGUCAAGGCUAAAAUCCAAGAUAAGGAAGGUAUCCCCCCAGAUCAGCAACGUUUAAUCUUCGCUGGCAAACAAUUGGAGGAUGGCCGUACUCUAUCUGACUACAACAUCCAGAAGGAAUCUACCCUCCAUUUGGUAUUGCGUCUCCGUGGUGGUAUGCAAAUCUUCGUAAAGACAUUGACUGGCAAAACUAUCACCUUGGAAGUGGAGCCUUCCGAUACAAUUGAAAACGUAAAGGCUAAAAUCCAGGAUAAGGAAGGUAUUCCCCCAGAUCAGCAACGUUUAAUCUUCGCUGGUAAACAAUUGGAGGAUGGCCGUACUCUAUCUGACUACAACAUCCAGAAGGAAUCUACCCUCCAUUUGGUAUUGCGUCUCCGUGGUGGUAUGCAAAUCUUCGUAAAGACAUUGACUGGCAAAACUAUCACCUUGGAAGUGGAGCCUUCCGAUACAAUUGAAAACGUAAAGGCUAAAAUCCAGGAUAAGGAAGGUAUUCCCCCAGAUCAGCAACGUUUGAUCUUCGCUGGUAAACAAUUGGAGGAUGGCCGUACUCUAUCUGACUACAACAUCCAGAAGGAAUCUACCCUCCAUUUGGUAUUGCGUCUCCGUGGUGGUAUGCAAAUCUUCGUUAAGACCUUGACUGGCAAAACCAUCACCUUGGAAGUUGAACCAUCUGACACCAUUGAAAACGUCAAGGCUAAAAUCCAAGACAAAGAAGGUAUCCCCCCAGAUCAGCAACGUUUAAUCUUUGCUGGUAAACAAUUGGAAGAUGGACGUACAUUGUCCGAUUACAACAUCCAAAAGGAGUCCACCCUUCAUUUGGUAUUGCGUCUCCGUGGUGGUAUGCAAAUCUUCGUUAAGACCUUGACUGGCAAAACCAUCACCUUGGAAGUUGAACCAUCUGACACCAUUGAAAACGUCAAGGCUAAAAUCCAAGACAAGGAAGGUAUCCCCCCAGAUCAGCAACGUUUAAUCUUCGCUGGUAAGCAAUUGGAAGAUGGACGUACAUUGUCCGAUUACAACAUCCAAAAGGAGUCCACCCUUCAUUUGGUAUUGCGUCUCCGUGGUGGUAUGCAGAUCUUCGUUAAGACCUUAACUGGUAAAACCAUCACCUUGGAGGUUGAACCCUCUGACACCAUUGAAAAUGUUAAGGCUAAGAUCCAAGACAAGGAAGGUAUCCCCCCAGAUCAGCAACGUUUGAUUUUUGCUGGUAAACAAUUGGAGGAUGGUCGUACUUUAUCGGAUUACAACAUCCAAAAGGAAUCUACCCUUCAUUUGGUAUUGCGUCUCCGUGGUGGUAUGCAGAUCUUCGUUAAAACCUUAACUGGCAAAACUAUCACCUUGGAAGUUGAACCAUCUGACACCAUUGAAAACGUCAAGGCUAAGAUUCAAGACAAGGAAGGUAUCCCCCCAGAUCAGCAGCGUUUGAUCUUUGCUGGUAAACAAUUGGAGGAUGGCCGUACUUUAUCGGAUUACAACAUCCAAAAGGAAUCAACCCUUCACUUGGUAUUGCGUCUCCGUGGUGGUAUGCAAAUCUUCGUUAAGACCUUGACUGGCAAAACUAUCACCUUGGAAGUUGAACCCUCAGACACCAUUGAGAAUGUCAAGGCUAAGAUUCAAGAUAAAGAAGGCAUUCCCCCAGACCAGCAACGUUUGAUCUUCGCCGGUAAGCAGUUGGAGGAUGGUCGCACCCUAUCCGACUACAACAUCCAAAAGGAAUCCACCCUUCAUUUGGUUUUGCGUCUCCGUGGUGGUAUGCAAAUCUUUGUUAAGACCUUGACUGGCAAAACUAUCACCUUGGAAGUGGAGCCUUCCGAUACCAUCGAGAAUGUCAAGGCUAAGAUCCAAGAUAAGGAAGGUAUUCCUCCAGAUCAGCAGCGUUUGAUUUUCGCCGGCAAACAGUUGGAAGAUGGUCGCACUUUAUCUGACUACAACAUCCAAAAGGAAUCAACUCUCCAUUUGGUGCUACGUCUUCGUGGAGGCGCAAACUAAAUUUUUUUUAACAAAAUAUAAAUUUCAAAAUUUUAUAGUAUUCCAAAUGUAUCUCGUUAAUUUAAAUCUAUUUUGUAUUCAAUUUCUUAAUUUUUAAAUAAUUUUUUUUAUUAAUUGAAUUGAAUUAAUUGAAUAUUCCCGUUAUGUUAAAAAAAAAUAAAAUAAAAACAAGAUAUGCAAUAAUUUAAAAAUAA
Messenger RNA from Calliphora vicina (urban bluebottle blowfly), 3612 nucleotides. Its product is annotated as polyubiquitin-C. Gene Ontology annotation, molecular function: RNA binding; ubiquitin protein ligase binding; protein tag activity. Lineage: Eukaryota; Metazoa; Arthropoda; Insecta; Diptera; Calliphoridae. The coding region runs from base 218 to 3418 and encodes 1066 amino acids. Gene Ontology annotation, cellular component: nucleus; cytoplasm. Gene Ontology annotation, biological process: modification-dependent protein catabolic process; protein ubiquitination. The record is from RefSeq and is a predicted model, not a curated record. The transcript is spliced from 2 exons.